Molecule: messenger RNA, 798 nt
Organism: Miscanthus lutarioriparius
Lineage: Eukaryota; Viridiplantae; Streptophyta; Magnoliopsida; Poales; Poaceae
Source: the annotation of a GenBank genome assembly
AUGGACGUCGACUGCGUCUCGCUGCCCGACGCAGCCGCCCGGCCCUGGCCCAAGGCCGCCGCCAACGGCGGCGUCCACGAGCUGCUCGAGUGCCCCGUCUGCACCAACUCCAUGUUCCCGCCGAUCCACCAGGUCGCCCCCGCGCUCGCCUCUCCUUAUUCUUCGUUCCCUUCAUUGAUUGAUCCAUUUGCCCCGGCUGCCUGCUCUGCUUGGAUGGAUCGAUUGUCUUCUUUGAUUUCGAAUGGGGAAUUCCCCUUCGCCUGUAGUAGUAGCGUAAUGCGUGGGGAUUUGACUUUACGAUAUGCUGGUGACAUCCCUUAUCUUGUUUCCCAUUUGAGGGAUGAUCACAAAGUUGAUAUGCAUAGCGGCUGCACAUUCAACCACAGAUAUGUCAAAUCGAACCCACGAGAAGUUGAAAACGCCACCUGGAUGCUAACGGUGUUUCACUGCUUCGGGCAGUACUUCUGCCUGCACUUUGAGGCAUUCCAGCUUGGGAUGGCACCUGUAUACAUGGCCUUCCUCCGUUUCAUGGGGGACGAGAACGAGGCGAAGAACUACAGCUACAGCCUCGAGGUCGGUGCCAACGGGAGGAAGAUGGUCUGGGAGGGCACCCCCAGGAGCGUCCGCGACAGCCACCGGAAGGUGCGGGACAGCCACGACGGCCUCAUCAUCCAGAGGAACAUGGCGCUGUUCUUCUCCGGUGGCGACCGGAAGGAGCUGAAGCUCAGGAUCACUGGCCGGAUCUGGAAAGAGCAGCAGACCCCAGACGGCGCCUGUAUUCCCAAUCUGUGUAGCUAA